Molecule: messenger RNA, 1566 nt
Organism: Hyla sarda
Lineage: Eukaryota; Metazoa; Chordata; Amphibia; Anura; Hylidae
Product: olfactory receptor 11L1-like
Exons: 4
Coding region: 1-1566 (521 amino acids)
Biological process (GO): G protein-coupled receptor signaling pathway
Cellular component (GO): membrane
Molecular function (GO): G protein-coupled receptor activity; olfactory receptor activity
Source: RefSeq, a predicted model, not a curated record
AUGACCAAAGCAAGAAACCUCCCUAAUCUGGUUUAUAAUGGGACUGGCAUCAGACUCUUUCCGGACCUUUCACUUCGCACGCUGAAAUUGAGGGCGACCUUGAAACCACUCCUUCAUAGGCUUCAAAAUGACAAAAUCAUCUACCUCUGGGGAUACACAUUUUCGCUAACUGCAAGACAUGGCUCCACCGUUGCUGUUCUUCGCAGACCGGAAGAUCUCCCUGCCUUCCUAGAAACAUUCAAAUUGUCACAUGUCCCGCUCCCUGAUUGGUGCAGCUUAUUCCCACCAUGUAAGCAGGUGCCACCCCCAGUGUUGGAUUGCCGUAAGCAUCUGGACAUCAGAGAAGACACACAAGCGCAAGACCUAGGACUACUGAUAUGCCUGCACAUCCUUCGCAUUGAGAUCUACCGGUUUACCUCAGCUGAGGCCCCCCCGUUGUCUUAUUCUUAUAUUGUUCGACAAGUCUUAAGAAUUCCAACCAAUACUGGUAGACAGAAAGCCUUCUCCACCUGUAGCUCCCACCUCAUUGUGGUCUCCAUAUUCUACUGGACUCUGUUCAGUGUUUAUAUUGUCCCAACAAAAGGCCAAACACUGAACAUGAGAUCAUAUGAGGGCUUGUUAACUGCUCGACCAAUGGAGAACAAUCAGACUGUGAUCACAGAGUUUUUCCUCUUGGGAUUUCAAGUCAGGCAAGAUUUAAGAAUUUUCCUGUUCUGUCUUUUGUUUUUGAUUUACUGUGGGACAAUAUGUGGGAAUCUCCUGAUCAUCACCCUGGUGUCCACCAGCAAGAACCUCCACACCCCAAUGUACUUCUUCAUCUCACAACUGUCCAUCAGUGACAUCUGGGUGAGCUCAGAUAUUAUCCCCAAACUUCUCCACAUCCUACUGAAUAAUGGGGGGACCAUGACUUUUAUUGGUUGUAUAGCUCAGUUUUAUUUUUUAUGUGCCUCAGAAACAUUUGAAUGUUUCCUCCUGGCUGUGAUGUCUUAUGACAGAUAUGUGGCCAUCUGUAAUCCUCUCCGUUACUCUUCUAUAAUGACAAGUGCCCAUUGUGAGAUGUUGACCACCAGCUGUGCGUUGCUUGGAUUUUCCAUUAUUUUAAUUUACAUUAUUACAAUAACAAAGCAAAUUUUUUGUGGAUCAAAUGUAAUUGACCAUAUAUUUUGUGAUGUUGUUCCUUUACUAGAACUUUCCUGUUCCGACACCUUUAUUGUUCAUUUGGAAAUCUAUAUACUAAGCAUUCCACUUGUCUUCAUCCCAACCAUCAUCAUUGUAGUGUCUUAUACUUAUAUUGUCCUAGCAAUCCUAAGGAUCCCAUCCAAUACUGGUAGACAGAAAGCCUUCUCCACCUGUAGCUCCCACCUCAUUGUGGUCUCCAUAUUCUACUGGACUAUAUUCAGUGUUUAUGUUGUUCCAGGAAAAGGACAAACUGUGACCAUGAGUAAAAUCCUCUCCCUGCUAUAUACUGUGUUUACUCCAUUGGUCAACCCCAUUAUAUAUAGUCUGAGGAAUAAAAAUAUCACAAAAGCCAUAAAAGAAACACUUCGUAAGUGUGAGAUCUGGUAA